This is a messenger RNA of Clunio marinus, 1690 nucleotides long. The record is from the annotation of a GenBank genome assembly. Lineage: Eukaryota; Metazoa; Arthropoda; Insecta; Diptera; Chironomidae.
AUGGAUGUUGACUCAAUAAUAAAGGAGUUGGAUAAAAUUCUAGAAAUUUCAAAGCAGGAGGAAAUUGAAAGCGGACAGUCGAAAGAUCAAAAUUUCUCGAACAAAGAUGAUCAACAUUCACAACAGCAAACUUCAUGGAAUUAUGGGAAUUUAAAUACGCCUGAAGAUCAAACUAAAGAUUUAAACACCACGAUGGAUCAAACGAAUUUAAAGUUAAAACUCCAAGAAGUUGUAGGUGGAAAUAGUCGCAACCAACGUGAUUUGAAUACUGAACAUGAUUUGAUAAAAUUUGAGAAUUCGUCAGAUGAAAAUAUGAAAAAUGAAUUCACACGAAGCAUUCUCACAAUAGAUCGAGUUUCAACCUUUCAUGAUGAGAACGAUGAAAUAAUCGAUUUUAAAAUAUCUGCUGGAGUUCAGGAAAAUCUUAACGAUGAAGAAAAUAUUCAUUAUGAUUCUAUUUCUGAAUUGAAUAAUGAAGAUUUGGAAUCUAAAUGUACUUGCUUCCAGUCAGAAUCUUUGUCAGUGUCAUGCAGCUCUCAAAAAAUUGAAAAUACUUCUGAAAACAUAAAAACAAUUGUAAAUUCUAAUACUAACUUUCAACAUGUUGAUGAAGUUGAAUGGAAUGAAAAUUCUAUGCAAUCAUCAAGUCCAUUGGAUGUAAGUGAAGAACCUCAACGUGUCGACAUCACUGAAGAAAACAUGACAAAAGCUUUGAAAAAUGCUGUCGUUGAUGUUCCUAAAGAUGAAUAUCCGAGAAACAUUCUCAAAGUAGAUAAUAAGUGGACCAUUCAUGAUGAUAAUGAUGACAUAAUUGAAUCUCAGUCAUCUGAAGACGACACUGAAAAAGCAACUUUGGACAUUUCUGGACAUCAAUUCAAGAUAGUUAAAGGAAAACUUGGAUUCAUCCAACAAGCCGACGAAGUUUCUUCUUCUAAGUUCAAAAAUGUAUCGCCAAGAUCUUCAAAUCUACUUGAUCCAAUCGAAGAAAUAAGCGAAGAAAAUGAUGCCUCUGAUAUAGAAAAGUCAAAUCUUCGUCGAUAUUUACCUUCUGAUGAUUUAACAACACUCAGUCAAGAUGAUGUUGAAAAGAAAUCAAAAUUAGUCUCAAAUCAUGAUUUAGGUUUCAUGUGCAAUUUAAAAGCAAAUGGCAUUGAAGAACUCCCAACCACGACACUAACUAACAGACGUGCUUCAAAAAAGACCAAAAGAAAUGAACAAAAUUUUCAAUUUCUAUCCACACGAUAUGCAAAAGAUUUUGACGAUGAUGGUUACUCGAACAAGCUCGAAAUUCCAACUCAAAAUCUUCAAAAUGUAUCAAGCUCAGUAUGGAUGGAUGAAAAUCUCGAAAUUCCAACUCAAAAUCUUCAAAAUGUAUCAAGCUCAGUAUGGAUGGAUGAAAAUGUUUCAUUUGAUGAUCAUAAUGAUAUUCAGAUAGGCUACAAUCGAGCCCCUUUGGGAAUGGCAACAUAUUCAACUGAUGAGCAAAGCUUUAACACAGCUGUUACGACAUUAGACAUGCCUAAUCCCAUUAACACUUCAAAGCAAGCUACACAUUCAAGAGACAACGAAAUGAAUGGAAAGUCUGGCAGAUUUCACAAAUGUAAAGGCUUCUUCAAACGCGUUUCACAGGUUUUUCGCAAGGAAAAAAUCUAAAAUAAUUUUCUUCUCUUCUCUCGGCGCUCAUCUCAUC